Fusarium graminearum PH-1 is the source of this 1258-nucleotide messenger RNA. RefSeq names its product 30 kDa heat shock protein. NCBI's taxonomy places the organism in Eukaryota, Fungi, Ascomycota, Sordariomycetes, Hypocreales, Nectriaceae. Bases 303 to 947 code for a protein of 214 amino acids. The record is from RefSeq and is a predicted model, not a curated record. Gene Ontology annotation, biological process: protein folding; response to heat; protein complex oligomerization. The transcript has a single exon.
CUCUUUUGCACUCUUGUAAUUUCUAGAACCUCCAAGUGACAGGUUUCAUCGAUCUUUCGCGAAAGGUAAGGAAAGUCCCAUAUCCAGAGCAUCUUCCGCAUCAUGGAGUAUAAAGCAAGGCUUCUCUUCCUCCAAAGCUGGAUUUUAUUCUUCAUCAGAUCAAACACAAACAAGCUCAAGCAAACAACACUCGCAACAAUCACCACUUCAAAACUCUACAUACUCUCACACUCAACUCUUUCUCAAACACCAUUAACCUGAAGCACUUCACUUUCGAACCCACCACCAACACAAUCAACAAAAUGGCUUUCUUCCCUCGCAACUUCUACAACUCCGACGCUUCCUUCACUCCUCUCUUCCGUCUCCUUGACGACUUUGACAGCUACUCUCGCCAGGGAACCAACGGAAAUGGUGGCGCUCGCCGCAGCGGCCUCAGCCACUGGCAGCCCAAGUUCGAUGUCCGCGAGACUGGAGAAUCCUACGAGCUUCACGGCGAGCUCCCCGGUAUGAACAAGUCUGAUGUUCACAUCGAGUUCACUGAACCUCAGACCAUGCUCAUCCGCGGCAAGACCGAGCGCACCUACACUGCCGGCACCCCUCCCGCUGGUCUCGUCGAGGGCACCGAAGCCCGAGGCGCCAUCACUGAUGACAGCGAGGAACACAGCAACUCCCACCACGCCACCGUCGAAGACGAGGAGCAAGCCAAGGCUCACGAGGCCAGCACCGAGGUCACCCACCAUGAACAGCCCCAGGAAGUUGAGAAGAAGCCCGUCGACCAGUCCAAGUACUGGCUCACCGAGCGCAGCUUCGGCGAAUUCUCUCGCAGCUUCAACUUCCCCACUCGUGUUGAUCAGGAAAACGUCUCUGCUAAAUUCAACGAUGGUAUCUUGAGCAUCGUUGUCCCCAAGGCCAAGAAGCACGAGUCUCGACGCAUCAACGUUGAGUAAACUCAACCACACAGCACUCAACACAUCACGGAUCUCGAUAAAAGCCACUCUAUCGGCGGCUAUUCCUUAUAUCGGGGCCAACAAUGAAUCAGUUUUAUGACUUUAGCUUGCAUGGAAGGGUCUUUUGGAAGUUCAUUAGCAUGUUCACUGUAGGCCAAUUUGGCCAUUCGCUCCUUGUAUGGUAGCAGAUAAUAAUUCAACUAUAUAACAAACAAUGUUUCCCAGUGCCUCAAACUAGUGAUGUUCAUAAAAAAUGUUUCCUAAGCGCAAUAAUGAUUACUUCGUACCUUACUUAUUAAUAUUGCUUCAUC